CUGUGUAAUGGACAAAUAGAUAAACAGGCACUGAUCACACUUUCACCUCCACUAUUUAAUUAAAGUGAUGAGUUAUUUAGGUGCUGAUGGUGAUCAGGAUCAGUACUGGGCUUUGGUGUGAGGAUCAUGUGUCAGUUUUCAUGUCAGCAGCAAAUUCAAGCUACUCUCUGUUGUAAUUUGACCCCAUGCAUGAGUUUCUGCUUUUCCUGAGUUACCAGGAUGUUUAACAUGAACUUCCAUGACCCAGAAUGUCCACAGCCACCUAACUAGUGAAAUCCUGCCCCCUGUAGGUUUUCCAAAACACUAACUUCAUUCAUUUUCAUCAGCGAAAAUGAAUUAAAUUUAUAAUGCUUUUGGGUAACUGAGUGCUCAUAUUUGUCUAUGAUACACACAGUACAAUGUAUAGUUAGUCUUACAAGCACUUUAUUGUUGAUGGAGUCUGAGUGCUCCUGAAUGAAACCAGGCAAGGUAAGUGAGAUACUCCAGUGCUCACAAACAAAUAAAGUUUAUUUGAUGAUUUAUUUCAUUUUUGGCAGUAGGUUUUUUUGUACGUCUGGACGUCUACACGUCAUAUAUAAAAAAAAUUAUACAUACAUAUAGAUAUAAAAAAAUGAUCUUUUCCAUAGCCACAACAAUAAGCCUUCCUUUGAGGUUGUUGUUUGUUUUUUUUUUUUGGUCACGAGCCAUAAUUACCAUCUGAGACGAGAAUCUGGUUGGUUCCCUGAGUGUAAGCUCAGCCCAUACUUGUUGGGAAAAAAAAAAAACAAACUUGCUCAGUGUCACACACACUCACACACCCUUUCUCACAGAGCCAGAGAGGUGGAAAGUCAGAGGCAGACAGAACAGGUUCUUUGAACUGGGUCCGAGACUGUAAGCCUGGCAUAAAGAUGUUGGAAUGUCCCAUGUUCUGAAACAAUUUUUCAGGACAGAGUCGUUCCUGACUCUCCUGACUCUAAGUCAGGAAUUACUUAAAUAAGGCUAGGGAAUCAAAUCUGGAGGGCGUGUAGAAAAUGGACCAUCAUCUACCCAGGUCAGGUGCACACAAGCUUAUGCUGGGGUUCCUGUUCACCUGCAUCACGAUGAUGUUGUACUGUUUUUCAACGCCAACAUUCCAAGCCAACACACCAAGAUUUUCAGUGCCAGCUCCAUGUGCAAAUAAAACCCCACCAUGGCAAAAGAAGAAUGACUUUUUCUCUACAACUGAGGUGGAGCACUGUGUGCCAAAAGUGAACCUGAUGUUCUUGAAGACCCACAAAGCAGCAAGCAGCACUAUUCUAAAUAUUCUCCUGCGCUUUGGGGAGAAGAACGGACUGAAAUUCGCUCUCCCCAAUGGUCGCAAUGAUUUCUCCUAUCCAGCUACAUUCACACGCAUGCAUGUGAAGGAUUACAGGCCAGGUGCAUGCUUCAAUAUCAUCUGCAACCACAUGCGUUUCAAUGCUCCUGAGGUCGAAGCGCUUCUACCGGGUGAUGCAUUCUUCUUCACCAUCCUCAGAGACCCUGCUCUGGUCUUUGAGUCCUCGUUCCAUUACUACAACAGAGUCGUGCCCUUGACAUGGAGGAUCCAUGGUGAGGAUAAACUAACAGGUUUUCUGAAUGAUCCACAGCUCCACUUUAACUCAGAAGGCUUCAACUCCUUUUAUCUGAAGAACCUUCAUUUUUUCGACCUCGGCUUUGACAACACAUUGGAGCCAGAGGAUCCGAUAGUGGACAGCGCCAUUCGUGCCAUUGCGGAGCGCUUCCAGCUCGUCCUGAUUGCCGAACAUUUCGAGGAGUCACUCAUUCUGCUCAAGGAUGCUCUCUGCUGGCAGAUGGAUGACUUGCUGUUCUUCAAUAUGAACACACGCAGGCCUACAAGUGUGUCCCAGCUCACGCCCGAGCUGAGGGCCAAAGCGCGUGAGUGGAACGGAGUUGACUGGAAGCUCUACCGUUACUUCAAUGCCACGCUCUGGGCCAAAGUAGACGCCUACGGGAGGAAGCGCAUGGAGAAGGAGGUGAAAGAGUUGCGCCAGAGGAACAGCGAGAUGGCAGCCAUCUGCAUUAGCGGUGGGAUGGCUGUGGAGGCUCAGGACAUAAGGGACCAAAGCAUGAGGCCCUGGCAGCCUGUUGGAGAGAGCUCUAUUUUGGGAUACAACAUGAGGAGCAACAUUGAGCAGCGGUACAGGGAGCUCUGCCGAAAGAUGCUAACGCCCGAAAUUCAGUACUUAACAGACCUGGGAGUCAAUCUGUGGAUGACCAGAUUAUGGGGCUGGUUCAAAGCUAUUUUAACACUAUGAUUUAAAGAAAUAAUGCCAUUCUAUGUCUGACCUCAUCAUUCUGAAAAGAACUACACUAUUUGUUUUAUUUUAUAAAAUAAAAUAUAGUGAACACAUUUCAUGACAUAACUAUGACACAUUUCAUGACGUAACUGUGCCAUGCAGUAAAUUAGCAUGUUUAAUAAUUAUUGUGUGUGUAAUAAAAUAUAAAAUGUUUAGAUAUAACCUAAUAUGAAAUUCACUAUAAUCAUUCAUGAUAUUGUUUUAGAGAUAAUCAAGAGAAGGCAAAAAGCAUCUGAUCCACGCAAGGUCCAUAACAUUUUUUUCCCCCUCCUCUUUGAUUGCUGAUGACUUUGCCACCUUCUCUGCUAAGAAGGUGGCAAAGGUCUCAUUUGCCAAAAUCUGUCAGUUUCCCCCCCUCCUGCCCUUAUUCCUACACUGCACAAUCUGUUUUCACAAUCUGUUUUCCCCUCCUUUCUCCUUAACACAGUUUUCUCCCCUUUCUACAGAAGCUUCUCUUCUCCAUCAAUCCUACCAUUUGCCUGCUAGAUCUCAUCCUUUCCACAAUUUGAUCUGGCAACAUCUCCUCUCCUUCAUCACUAACAUUAUAAUCAUCGGGUCAUGUAUCGACUACCUUCAAGACAGCAAGGGUUAAACUGAUUCUGAAAAAGCCCACACUGGACAUCUCAGACAUCACCGACUGACCGGUAUCACGUCUCUCCUUUCUUUUUUAAAUUCUUGAAUGUGCCGUAUACUCUCAGUGGUCUAUGUUUCUUAGCCAGAAGAACUCCAAGAUCCUAACCAGUCUGUCUUUAAAGCGGUAUACUCCACUGAGAAGCUUCAUGCCACUACAUCAGCCAAACUAUCAUCAGUCCUCAUUCUUCUUGACCUCUCAGCAGCCUUCAACAUGGUCAAUUACAAGACUCUCCUGUCCAUCCAAGGGGAAUAAGUCUUAGAAUCAGUUUCACAGAAUAGCAGUGGUAUGGCAGUGGCAGUGGGACAUUCAUAUAGUGUUAUGGAGAGAAUACACAUCUGCUCCAUGCAUACUCUCCACUGGUGUUCCCCAAUGCUCAGUUCUCUGCCCUCUUCUAUUCUCCCUCUAUACCCGCUCUAUCAGUGAGGUCAUAUCCUCAUAUGGUUUUCAUACCACUGCUGUACUUUUGACACUCAACUCAUUCUCUCCUUUUCCAAGUAGGAUGUUGUUUAGCUUUUCCAAAGAUUCAGACACAGCCCUGCUCAGAUCACACCAUCUGACAACACAGGCAACCUUGGGGUAGCUCUGUUCAACCAUCUAUAUUUCUGUUCUCAUGUUGCUAACCUUAUUGUGUCAUUCAGUUUCCAACAUCAGAAGGAUCUCCACAGAAGCCACUUAGGUGCUUGUUUAGAACCCUAUUCUAGCUUUUUCCCUAGAUGUCCGAACAGUUGUGUUACUGUCUGCCUUCACACAAAGACUGAAGACCUACCUCUUCAAUAAGCACAAAAAUUUGCACUAAUUUAAAGAAAUAACAUCUUAACACCUGUACUGUUUUUGUUGCUAUAAACUUGUUGUGCUAACUCCUCAGAGCCACUGGAGCAGAGCACAACCUUCUGAUCAGCAGCCCAGGGCCCUAGCCACUGGUGGUGGUUGCCUCUGUGGAGUUAUGACUAAUUAAAGAAAACUUGUUGCUUAUAAACUUGUUAUGCUAAAUCCUCAGGGGCAGUUGUGCUUCAUUGUUUAGGGUCCUGGGCUGCUGAUUAAAAGGUUGCACUCUGCUCCAGUGGUGCUCGAUUAUGGCAGACCCUGUGCCCUAAUCCUAGCUUCCUAACAAGCUGGGAUACAUGAAGAAAAGAAUUUCACUGCACCGUACUUGUAUGUGUAUGUGUGACAAUAAAGGCUUUCUUUUCUUUCUUUCUGUUUCCUAAAACACUGUGAGACCCUUACCUAUUUGUGCUGGAUAAGGUUAUCAACACAUGAUCAGAACAAACAGAAAUAAAAAAAAAAAGAAGUGGCCUAUUAGUGUCUUGUAUCAUAAGAUACCUAUUUUCCUCAACACUGUUAUUAAGUUCCACUAACUAGCAACCUUAUACUGCAUACCAUUGCUCUUAGGCAAUACGUAAUGUUUUGGACCUUAAUACUUGUGUUUGGUUGAUCAUAUGCUCAAGAACUUUCUGAUAAAGUUGUAGUAUGUGGUAUGAUAUAGAAUGUUGCCCUCCUUUCAGGAAGAGGAACUACCAUGUGGUGUGCACCAGCAAUAAGUCAGUGUGUUUAGAAAUGUGUUAUUUAAAUUUUUUCCUAAAUUUACAUUUAACUCAAGUCUGAAGAAAGCCUUACAUUUCUCAACACUGCCCUGGGACGGUGUUACACCAUUAUUGUCCUUUUUGGUGGACUAUAUGAAAAGGUAUCUAGACAUACAGUAUUCUUAUGGUUUUGGCUUAGUUUCAUUAGUAACCAAUUCGUUUUCAACAGUAACUAAGGCAGUUAGAUAUACCUAUAGACAGUGAGGUCAGUAUGAAUGGGUCGACAGAUCAAGAUUUAAACAGCAGUCAUAUGUUACGUUGCAUGAGAGUCCUGAAAGGUAACUAAUAUGUAAAUUUACUGAACAUGCUCUAGUAUGUUGUAUUAGCAAGGGAAAUAAUUGUCAUUUUUCCCCAUCAAGUUUCCCCAUAGUGAGUGUUCCCCAUGUCAAUGAUCAUAAUUUCUCUGCAUAGUUUAUCAUUGAUGCAUUUAUUAUUUAUGAAUUUUAUUGCAGUGCAGUACCUUCUGUGCUAUCAUCAGAUGAGUCAACUCCUUAAAAGGUACAAGUAACACAUAAAUUAUGUUUUACUUGUUGUACCUAUUUAAGGAAUUGAAUCAUCUGAUGACAGAACAAAUAAAGGUGCAGUGGACCAUGAGGAGAAUGGCCUAAUUCCUCUACAAAUUCCUAGAGCGACUGGACUCCCUACUAAUUUUUUGAACUUCAGUGCUUUAAGUGGUAUCUAUCUUAGUUUAGAUAAUUAUCAUCAUUUUCAGUGCCAGUGCAUUUACAUUGACAAUAGAGCAUAUAAAACAAGCAGUUGUGGGGUAAGGCCCUCUCUCAGAAGCCCAACAGUGGCUCUCUGGAAGCCCUGAUGAUUUGACCACACAAUCUUGUGAUCAUUGCUCCAUAACCACUUAAGCCACCUCUAUGGGAAGGCAUAACAGGCUUCCUGCAUUUCACAGACAAUAGCAUGCAAUCAGGUGAAGAUAAGCCUGACUCUGAGAAUCAACCCCAUCUUCCAAAGAAAUCUAAUCAAGUGAAUGAUUGAGUCAUUACACAAAACACGAUACACAGAACACCAUCCAAUGAAUGCAAAGCCACAAAAUCAGAAAUAACUUGGGAAAUGUUAUUGGUGUGUGGGCAGUCAUCAUCAAUGAGCAGUCAGUUAGAUAAGUGAAAAAAAACAUGGAUAAUUAUAAACCCACACCAUGUCAAUGAAAAUACAAUUUAAAAAGAAAAGAGAAACCAAAGAAUUUCAUUUUCAGAAUAAAAACAAACAAUGAACUAAAAUGAGCAUCAACAUGCUUGACACAUUGUCUCUGAGCUUGUUAAAGAGCUGGACUUGAUGGAUGAGUAUGUGAGGUGAAAAGCAAGAAAGAAGACUGCUUUCUGCAUAUCACACAAGCUACUCAAACACUUAUAAUGGUUUUAUAAUGGAUGAUUUGUUAUAUAGUAAUGUAUGUAUCUUAUUUUGCAUGAGAUGAGUUGUGGGACAAGAUGGUCAGGGCUCUAUGUCUUGGUUCAGGCAUAGCAGGGUUGGGAGGGGAGCCCUGCUUUGGUUUCUGGCAAGGAGACCAGGAUUUACAAAUCCAUCCCUUCCCUUAAAAGUUAUGUAAACUACAUAAGCUAUAUGUUAAAAGCUUUUUGUUCUAGAAGGCUCUAAAUAGUAUUCUACAAAAAUCUGAGGUACGAUUCUAAGGUUGUAGUUCCCAAGCUGGAUGAGCCAGUUUAAAAAGCAUACAACUUACUGGCUCAUCAGUGUCCCAAUGCAAAUUGUUUUAGCUCAUCAGGAUAUCCGAUGCAAUGGCACUGUUUGGGAAAAUUGAUUGCCAAGUUGCAACACAGCUGACUUCAGAAAAGGCCAUGGAGCAUUCUAGGAGAAUCUAGUUCUUGUUCUAGUGACUACAUUGCUGCACAUGAAGUGAAUAGAUGUGAAAGGAUAUGACUGAGAGUACAGUCAUCAUGUGGAUGCUGGAGACUCUCAUUACCCUCCACUGGAUCAAGAUCAGACCCAAGAAUUGUGGCUGGUGUUAAAGUGGUAAUGACUUAUUGUCCAAUCUGUAGAUAUGAUUGUGAGUGCAACACUUUAUAGUGCUAUUUCAAGCUCUGCAUUGACAUUGUGUAGGUAGGGCUUUUGCAAACAUGAAGAAAGUGAAACAGCAGUCACACAUGCACCACAUGGAGGCAUCAGACAGCAUACUAGAUCACCAUGUCUGACAAGAAGAGAUGAUGCAAAAGGAGUGUGUGCACAGAGCAACGCAACCAAAAGUGGAAAUCCCAUAUGAAGCUACUCAAGUAAUAGUAACAAACUAUAUUUGAAAAAAGACAAGAAUAAUAUGCUUUUUAAUAUACAUUCAUCAUUCAUUCAUCUUCAGUAAGCACUCUGGUCAGGGUCAUGGGGGAUCCAGACCCUAUCUGAACUGCACAUGGUGCAAGGCAGGAAUACACCCUGAAUAAGAGGAGCUCAGAUGUUCAAAUUUUCCCCAACCAUCUCUUUUUGCAUUUUUGUGAAAUUAAGCCUUCAUGGUGCUCUUACACAACAGUCUAUUAAAGUUAUGAGAUUAUGUACUGUAGUCACAAGCUGUUGUCCUGAGGCAACAGGAAUACAUUUUUUUUAAAUCAAUUCAAAAAUUCAUUAUUCAGAGGCAAAAAGCAUUUGGUAAAUGCAAUUAAAUAAUUUUUGAGCUAAAAGAAAUCAUGCAGUACAUGUAUAAAUAAAUUGUACUACCAGUUGGAUGCUGAGGAUGGCACUGAGGAGUCAGAAGACUGCAUGUUCUCAUACACUUAGGGUUGGCAUGGGGUUCAUGUUAAAGGCAGACUACUUUUAGCAGUUACAGGUGUUUGAACUGGCUACACACACACACACACACACACACACACACAGUAUAUACACAGUACUGUGCAAAAGUCUUAGGCACCCUAUUUUUUUAGUCCAAACUUUGUUAUAGAUGUUUAUUUUAUGACUUCUACAUUAUCGAGUCAGUACAAAAACAUAUUAGAUUUCCAAACAUUAGGUUUCCAGCACAAAAUUAAAUGUUACAUAAAAAUUAUAUAAGAGACACUUUUCAGAUAAAAACAUAAUGAAUGCUGGCUAUUGCAUGCAAAAAUAAGAAGCAAGUGCAACAGUUAAAGUCUCCAGAAGAACUGUGGCUGGUUCUGCAAGAUGCUCAGUAACACUUACCAGAUAAUUUCCUUAUAAUUAUUAUUAUUAUUAUUAUUAUUAUUAUUAGUGACAGUUAUGGCAAAUAUAUGAACAACUUGGUAUCAAAUUAAAUAAAUAAUAAUAAGCAUUUAAUUAAGCAUUCAAUAAGAUAAUAAAACGUAGAUGCAUAUUAUAUACUCAAACAAUAAAUAAAUUGAUAUUUUUUUCUUACACGAUUUUACAUUUUCACAGAAAAACACGUAGCUGUAUCUCUUUAAAGCGCAACGGCCAUUUCAGUUCUAACCAAUAGAAAUCAAGAGCAGCCACCUCUUCGCGUCUCUAUUGGAUAACGGUGAAGAAAGCUCUGUCCAAUCAGCGAUGGUUUCCGGCCGGAACCAAACUGCUGUCCUGUGAGCGCGCCUUUCGGGUGCGCACGCUGAUUGGAUGCGUUCCAAACCAGCUCCCUCCUCCCUGUAUAGGACUACUACAUAGGGAGUGAGAUAACAAAGUCUACACCCUAUAUAGUGCACUUUGUGUGCAGGAUGGCGCGAUUUGGGAUCGAGCCCUUCCCACGUCAGACUGAGGGGAGCCUGGAGGACUCUGCCUGCUGCCGUGCCGAGUAAGCAGUCUGGCUGAGGCUGCAGUGCAGCCCGAAUGGGGCGACUGGCCCCACGCCAUUAACACCAGUCCCAAUGAGAUCAGUGUGGACUAUAAUCACGCAGCACUGAAUAUUGAAUUGCUGAGCACCUCUUGGUGAAACCUGUUUGAGUUUUUUUUUUUUCCUUCAGAGCAACAUUUUCCUAUAGUAUAUACAAGGCUGUAUUUCACUCUUUGAAGCAGUUUUGGAAACCAGUCGGUGGAAACAAGACAAGAACAAGAUUUUAACUAGAUCUCCAAUCCUCUGCAGUGCACGAGCUGUUGCUCCUGCAGACCGACAAUCAUGCUUCCUGCUGCAGAAUUGAACUGACAGGCGCGAUGGAGGAUCCCCAGAGGGUUAACAUCUGGGCCCCUGCGCAGGCCAGGGCGAUGGGGAGCCACAGCGAAAAUUCGACAUUCCUUCAGCCUGAUGUAGGAUAGAAGUGGUUUAUUAACAUGGAGUCUCCUUUAACGGAGUCUGACGAGCCUCCCUGUAUAUUUUUGUUUCCUAAAUUGUGUAUAUUCUCAUUUUUAUGGUAUGUGGUAAAGAUGAAAUAUGACUCUGGGGCUGUUUUCCUCCCCAUCUGUGUGAUUUUUUUAAUACUAUGAUAGAAACGCUUGGGACUCUAAGCCUUGAUGAUAAUUUCAUGUUCUUGGGAGGACACAAAGUAGCGCCAAACGCCACAAAGCACCUUGUGACAGAGCUGACAGAUUGGAGCUGUACAGACCUGCACGUCUGCAUCGUUUACAACCUCCACAGGGCCGAGAAAACCUGCAGCAGCAUGUCAUCCACUUGUCCACUACCUACAGAAGCAGGAUCCUUUUUUUGUCCCAGUGUUCGUACCAUUGUGUUUCUCCACAGACUCUCCAAGACUUCAGUAUUGAAUAUUGUUCCAAUAUUAUAUCUUCCAGUCACACUGCUUGGGGCAAAUACUUCAAGAGGGAGAAAUAAAUUAUCUACAUACCCACAAUCCAACUACACACUUUUCCAGCACACACCCUGACACUAAACUCUGCCAGAAUUCAUCAGUCAGUUUGUCCCUCUGUUUCUUCAUUUUCAGAUCCACCCUUAACCUACAGCAACUGAUCUUGUCUUCACACACUAAACUACUGAAACCUAUAUUCUCACACUUGACAGUAUUUACUGAGGCUAAGAGUCCCCAAUUCCCACGCAGUUACUAGACGCUUUGUAGUACACAGUAAUUUUUAAAUUUUUUAACCUUGCUUUGAUUAAAGUUUUUUUUUUGGGCUUCUUUUUUUUUUCUUUUGCUUUGCCAGUAUAUUAAAGUGUAAUCAUGUGCGUUGUGAUAUAGAAGUAGCUGUAGAAACCGCAUUGUUUCCUUGUGGUAAGUGACUGAGAUGCUGCCACGGAUUUGAGACACUGAUGAAUGGUGCUAUUUUGGACUUUAAUCUGCUCCUUGGUAAGGUAGCCGAGAUGGUUUUUAUUUCAUAUCUCUUCACGUUUGGAGAAGGUGUUUGGUUCUUUGUCAUAUGGUUGUUGUAACUUGGUCUGGAUUGACUUUUUUUCCUCCUCCCCUCCCCUCCCUCCCUCCCUCCCUCCCUUCCUCGUUUCUGUGCGGCUUUCUCUUUGGAUUUAAAAAAAAAAAAAAAAAAAAAAAAAAAGGAUGCACACUAACAAAGACCACGAAGAACAUUUUUCUCUGAAGAGACGGUCUCAUUCAACAUGAUGAUCGCAAAAAAAAAAAAAACAGCGGGAGCAAUCACAAAACUGCAAUUAUUAAUGUUUUCCCUUUAAGGUCGAGAGCUGAUAUGAUGGAUUAGUCACACUUACUGGCACUAGAUUAUUUGGCAGUGGCAAAAUAGCAUACCAUCUGUGAGUGUUUUCUCCUUGAUGGUACUAUCAAGGACCUGUCUCUAGGAAUGUAUUUAGCACUUAAAGAACGCAAAACGAUGGAACUUUGGGCAGAGAGUUGGUUUCUUUUGAGGUGUCUUUUGCUUAAUAUGUAAAUAUAUGUUCACCCAGGGUAAGGUACUGUUAAGAGCCUUUCCUGUGGGACAACUCCAAAAUCAUACUUUACUGGGAAAUCGUCCAUGGAUAGGUUGGUUCAAGGUUCCCAAUCAGCAGCAUAGCAGCAUUGUCUUCACCAGCCAGUAAUUAUAAGAUGCUUCUAGCAGCCAAGACCCUCACGUCUCACAGCACACAAUCUGAUCAUGCUCCUUGCUAAGCUGAAAAUGUAGCACUGAUGAAUUAGUGUUCAUCAACCUUUUUUUUUUUUUUUUUUUUUUUUAAUUAAACAAAUGGUUUUGUGAAUGACUUGUAGGUCGCAUUGAGGAUAGAAACCAAAAAGCUUUAUUUAUUUUGGGUAAUUCAGUAGCAAACUGUCGUCCUUCAGUAUUUGCAGUUUUGUCUUUGCUUCCAGUUUAACAUAUACUUUGAACAAUCCCAAUUCAACGACCAACUUGAAAGCCCACUUUAGUUUCUUUGUCUUCCUUUUUUUUCCACUAUAGUGGGAACCUUCCCAGCUUGCUCUAGAUCUUCCCUAGUGCAUCAGCUGCAUGCUUUCUGCUUUGAUUCGUUUUCAUCUUCAUCUUGACUGUUUGCAUUUUCUCUCAUAGGCUAGGUAUUCUAGCUCCUGUAAAUAGCAUAGAUUAGGUAGGGUCUGCUGUACUAUGUUGAAAUACUAUAAUAACUAUUGGUGUAAAAAGAAAAAAAAGUCAGCUUGUGAUCAAUAAUGAAGCACUCUGUAUUGUACAAGUAAUUUUGACAAUUUAAGCAGUAGUUCAAUAAACAUUCAAGCUCUCAA
This is a messenger RNA of Pangasianodon hypophthalmus (striped catfish), 11011 nucleotides long. RefSeq names its product galactose-3-O-sulfotransferase 1b (gene gal3st1b). Gene Ontology annotation, cellular component: membrane. Lineage: Eukaryota; Metazoa; Chordata; Actinopteri; Siluriformes; Pangasiidae. Gene Ontology annotation, molecular function: galactosylceramide sulfotransferase activity. The transcript has 6 exons. Gene Ontology annotation, biological process: myelination; galactosylceramide biosynthetic process. The record is from RefSeq and is a predicted model, not a curated record. Bases 1011 to 2273 code for a protein of 420 amino acids.